This is a messenger RNA of Thrips palmi, 1709 nucleotides long. RefSeq names its product sodium channel protein Nach. The coding region runs from base 167 to 1678 and encodes 503 amino acids. Gene Ontology annotation, molecular function: ligand-gated sodium channel activity. NCBI's taxonomy places the organism in Eukaryota, Metazoa, Arthropoda, Insecta, Thysanoptera, Thripidae. The record is from RefSeq and is a predicted model, not a curated record. The transcript has 10 exons. Gene Ontology annotation, cellular component: membrane. Gene Ontology annotation, biological process: sodium ion transmembrane transport.
GCUGGCUGCACGCCGUCGAGGCCGUCACCGACACUCGACGUUGGACAUUGGACGCCCCUUGCCGCCGAGCGCCGGACGUGCAGGCCUGCUGGACGCUCUAGGGCCCCCGCACCCCGCCAUGUGAACUCCGUUUCGGCCGCCGCAAGUCUCGCCUCGCCUCGCCAAAAUGGGAGUGUUCGGCGCCGUCAGGGACUUCCUCAACAACACAUCCCUUCACGGGCUGCGAUUCGUCGCGCAGAAGGAGCGCCACUGGACCGAACGAGUGUUCUGGCUGGCCUGCUGCCUGGUGUCGUGGGUGUCCUCCGGCUGGCUCAUGUUGGCCUCGUGGGACGCCUUCCAGAACAACGCCAUCAGCUUCGUGGUGGAGAGCACCUACCUGGACUGGGACACCACCUUCCCGGCCAUCUCGGUGUGCGAGGAGGACAACAUGGAGCGCGUGUACUUCAUGAGCGCCAAGCUGUACGGCGAGGACCAUGACUUUAACCUGGAUGAAGUUCUGAAGGAGAUAUCGUACUUCCGGGGCUCGGCGUACUACAUCAAGGAGUUCUGCUUCGACGGCCACGUCAAGUGCCCCAAGUCCAACUUCACGAAACUGGCGAAGACGAUCCGCAGCGGCUGCCCCGAGAUCUUCUCCGAGUGCAGGGUCAACAACGUGGCCUUCAACUGCUGCGACCACUUCCUGCCGCUCGACACCGAGAUCGGGACGUGCUUCGCGCUAAACUCGGAGCAAGGCCUGAGGGUGAACGGCAAGAAGGACAUGAUGCCCAUCUUGGCGAACCGCAAAGAACCCAAGGCGUCCGUGUACUUGGAGCUGCGUGUGCAGAGCAACGUGCACAUCCACUCCGCCGAGGACGUGCCGUUCCUCAACUCGCUCAGCUCGGAGGUGUUCGUGGCGGCGCCGCUGAUCCACAAGCGCUUCGGCAUCGCGGUGCGCGAGAUCGAGAACGAGCCCGGCGUCCGGGACACGUCCACCAUGCAGCGCAAGUGCCAGUUCGACGACGAGAACGACCUGUCCGUGUACCGCUACUACUCGUACUCGGCCUGCAUCACCGAGUGCCGCAAGAAGGCCCAGCUCGCGCAGUGCAACUGCACCUCGCACCUCAUGCCCAACGCCAAGGAAUCAGAAAUCUGCUCCCUCGAGGGGCUGAUGUGCCUGUACCAGCACUACACGAGCUUCUCGGUCCUGAAGACCAGCUGGAGCAGAAAGGAGGGUCUAUCUUGCCCGUGCGUGCCCGCCUGCACGGAGCCAGAGUACAACAUCGUGACACAGGAGUCAUUCGGCAUCGCGCACAACACCUCGCGCAUUGAGCUCAUGCUGGAUCGCCUGCCCAGCGAGCGCUACAAGAGGAACGUGGUGAGAGGGCGCCUCGACAUGGUUGUGUCCAUGGGCGGUGCGGCCGGCCUGUUCGUGGGCGCCAGCCUGCUCAGCUUCGUCGAGCUCUUCUACUACUUCUCGCUGCGCCUGUGCCGCCCGGACGACGCCGAGGAGGAGGAGGACAGCAAGGAGAAGAAGAGCGACAAGCUGGACAAGGCGUCGGCGCUGGUGCCGGUCAUGGUGGGGCCCACGAGCGGCGCCGCGUUGCGCCCCAGCCGCACCGGCAGCACGGGCCACUACGCCAACAACCUGGUGCACGGCCCGCUGCCCCCACAGGACCCCAGCUACUACUCGCGCUUCUAGUGUGGCUGCGCGACCACCUGACCCACCUUCC